Molecule: messenger RNA, 3009 nt
Organism: Thecamonas trahens ATCC 50062
Lineage: Eukaryota; Apusomonadida; Apusomonadidae
Exons: 3
Coding region: 1-3009 (1002 amino acids)
Biological process (GO): iron-sulfur cluster assembly
Cellular component (GO): cytosol
Molecular function (GO): nucleotidyltransferase activity; ATP-dependent FeS chaperone activity; iron-sulfur cluster binding
Source: RefSeq, a predicted model, not a curated record
AUGGCUGCUGCACAGCGGACGGUGGCCGAGAGCAUGGCGGGCGUGCGGCAUACGGUGAUGGUGGUGUCGGGCAAGGGCGGCGUGGGCAAGUCGACGGUGGCGGCCCAGCUGGCCGUCGGCUUGGUCGCCCGCGGCUUCAAGGUCGGCCUCCUCGACCUCGACUUGUGCGGGCCGUCAAUGGCGCAGAUGUUUGGUCUUGAUGACGCGUCGGCCCACCAGGCCACCGCUGGCUGGGUUCCGGUCUUCCCGCCGGGCCACACCCAGCUGUGCGUCAUGUCGAUUGCCUUUCUGCUUGCCUCGCGCGACGACCCGGUCGUCUGGCGUGGCCCGCGCAAGUCGGCCAUGGUUACCCAGUUCCUCCGCGACGUUGUUUGGGGCGAGCUGGACUACCUCAUCAUCGACACCCCGCCCGGCACCUCGGACGAGCACCUUGCCGCCGUCAAGGCUCUGUCCAACCUCGCCAUCGAUGGCGCUGUGGUGGUCACCACUCCCCAGAUGGUGGCCCUGGCAGACGUCCGCCGCGAGAUCACCUUUUGUGAGACUACCAAGAUCCCUGUCCUGGGUCUUGUGGAGAACAUGUCGGGCUUUGUCUGCCCGUGCUGCAACGAGGUUACCUACGUUUACGGCAAGGACGGUGGCAAAGCGCUUGCCGGCAUGCGCAAGAUCCCCUUCCUCGGCUCCAUCCCCAUCGAUCCGCGCCUUGGCCUCUCCGCCGAAGCCGGUGCGGUCCUGGGCGCUGCUGAGUCGACCACCGAGCCGGCUGUCGAGCUGGCCGCUGGCGAAGAUGCAUCCGCAGGGGCCCAAGACACUGAGUCUGUGCCCUUUGCCUCCUCGCCUGCUGCCCUCGCCAUCGCCUCUGUCGUCGAUGCAGUUCCUGCCCGCGCCAAGGCGGCAGAGGCCGACAAGCGCCCGCCGGCAACCGACGAACAGCCGGGCGAGAGCCCACCGGCAGCAGCCACAGAACCAGCCGCAGCAGCAGCCACCGAAGUAGCAGCAACUACCGCCGCAACUUCCGCCGCAGGCGCAGACCCUGGUGAGGCCGCAGGCCGCAGACCCGCCUCGCCCCUGGCUGAGAGCCCGCCGGGCGAAGAGCUCCCGCCGCCGCCGCAGGAGCUGGCCCAUGGUGACAAGCGCAGCCGUGGCCUGCAGAUGGGCAAGGCGCCCAGGUCGCGGCAGUCUGACACCGGCUCAGUCUCGGGAUCCUCGGGCUCGUCGACCGCCACAGGGAGCUCGUCGGAAAGCAGCUCGUCAGGCUCGUCGUCGGGCUCGUCCGGCUCGUCGAGCUCGUCCGGCUCGUCGUCGUCGAGCUCGUCGGCCUGCAGCUCGUCGGGGACCGGGACAACAACCGAGACCGGAACCGGGACGGCGUCGACCGGGAGCGUAUCCCGGGCGGCCCGGCGGCUCAACACAAGCCUCGGCGAGCUGGGCGGCGGUGGUGCUGGCGCUCAGUGCAGCCCGCGGGGAAGAGACACCGCCUCACCGCCGCCGCCACCGUUUGCUGCCGCCCGUCCGUUUCACUCGCUCGCAGAGCUAAAGGCCCGGGUCCAGCCGCCGCCGGACAUGGCCGAGCCGCCGGUGUGGAUGGAGGCGACGUCGCGUCGCAUCCUGCCGUACCGUCGGCGCGCGUACUACCCGUACUCGUCCACGGCGUCGGCCAUGCAGUCGCUCGACGAGGAGAUGAAGGACUUUGUGCGCCACGUCUCGCCGUCGCCGCCCGAGCGCGCCAUGCGCGAAGCGCACGUUGCCAAGAUUCGCAAGUAUGUCAACGAGCUCUGGCCCAAGGCCACCACCGUGGUCUUUGGCUCAUUCUCCACAGACCUCUUCCUCCCGGACUCGGACAUUGACAUUGUCGUCUAUGGCGUUCGGCACCCCGACAAGCUCAACAUGCUCGCCAAGCGGCUCUACGCUGCAGGCUUUUGCUCCUACUGCCAAGUCAUUCCCACCGCCAAGAUCCCUGUCAUCAAGAUUGCCGAGAUGCACACCUACUGCCGCAUCGACCUCUGCUUUGACGUCCGCGGCGGCCCCGAGAACGCCGCCAUCAUCCGCUCAUAUAUGGCCGCCUAUCCGCAGCUCCGUCCGCUCACCGUCACCCUCAAGUAUUUUCUCUUUGAGCGUCAGCUCAACGUGCCGUUCUGGGGCGGCCUCUCCUCACACGCCCUCGUCCUCCUCAUCAUCCACAUGCUCAAGUACUACCCGCUCGACGAGGAGUUUGAGUCAGUCGAAGACGGCGAGCUCGGCGCCCGCCUCCUCCAGUUUUUCAAGCUAUACGGCUGCGAGUUCAACACUGUCCGCGAUGUGGUCUCCAUCCGCCCCAAGGCCGGAGUCCUCUCGCUCGACCUGCCCAAAAAGGCCGACUUUGGCUGGUUUGACGUCUUCCGCGCCCACGACAUUGCCAUCGAGGACCCGCACGCCUCCUCCAACGUCACCGCCAACUGCACAAACUUUCCCGUCAUCCAGCACGAGUUCAAAAAGGCGUACCACACGCUGCUCCGCUGCUCCUCCUCAGGCCGCUCGCUCGGCAACGCCCCGUCGCUCCUAUCGUCCAUCAUUGACCCUAACGCGUACUACGCUGCCCACUCGCAUCGCAUGGCCGUUGCCGCCGCCCUCGCCGCUGCCUGUACUCCUCAACAGCAGAAUCACUACCACGGUGGACCGCAAGCCGGCCUUGUCCUUGCUCCGCCGCCGGUUGGCCAGCCAGCCGUCCUGCGCGCUGGUCCGUCGUCACCCGCCUCUGCCCAGCACCGCGAGCCGGGCCUCAUGCCCGACCUCGACUCGGAUGCCCACUCUGAGUCCGCCUCGGGCGACGACGCCCAUGACGGCCUUAUCUCGGCUUCACCAUCGCAAGCUGACCUCGACCGCGUCGACCAGAUGCGCGCCGAGUUUGACUCGAUGCACGUCGGCGUGACCUCCGCCGAUGCACCCAAGGCGCAGGCGCAAGCCGCUGGCACGCCGACCGGUUGGGGUGGCAAAAAGUCGUUUGCCGAGGUAGUCGCCGGCAGCAUUGAAUGA